Molecule: messenger RNA, 2424 nt
Organism: Rhopalosiphum padi (bird cherry-oat aphid)
Lineage: Eukaryota; Metazoa; Arthropoda; Insecta; Hemiptera; Aphididae
Product: kelch domain-containing protein 3
Exons: 7
Coding region: 931-2151 (406 amino acids)
Cellular component (GO): cytoplasm
Molecular function (GO): protein binding; chromatin binding
Source: RefSeq, a predicted model, not a curated record
CCCAUACCGGUUGUUUAUACGUCAACGUCAUCACCUAUCGGGAAUAUCAAUAUCAAUUUUUUUUUUUCAUAACUGAUUUUGGACAAUUGAAUUGAGAUUAAUUAUUAUUAUUAUUUCGAGUUUCGACAACUUUCCCGUUCACCGCUCACUGUGACCGUCGCCUAUGGUGCCUGGGCCCGUGGGCUCGGGCGCCUGCGGUACUCGGUAAUGCGGUCUAAACACUAAACAGUAUACAGUAAACUCUAUAGCUGACGACCGAAUGUGAUACAGGCCACAGACAUUGAGACAUUACCUAGCGAGUAACGAUAAAAAGGACUGCGACAGACCGCAGGAUCGACACACUUAUAGUUCAUUCUUUGUUAUUAUUUAAAUAUUAUUGUUGUCUUGUUGUUAUUAUUAUUAUCAUCAUCGUCUUUUAUUACCGUCUUUAUCAUUGGCCGUUGUUGAUUAUUUGUUUAUAUCGCAGCUUAUCGUACGUCGCGACCGUCGCGUACUUGCAUCCCGACAACGGCGGCAGGUACCUGACAGAAUCGACUGUAGUCGAACUUACGCAGUAAGUUAUAUACGCCGAAAAGACUGUAAUCUUGUGCGGUCACUGUAAUGGUGUAAUCGUUAACCAGUGCUCUGUAGUUUGUACCUGUUUUCGCACGUCAUAGGUAUAUCAACUUCCCGUUUCGUUUGGUCUGAGUGUGUGACCUGCCGUCGCAAAUCGUUCUCGAAUUCUCGUUCAGUCGCGACCGACUUUCUUAACGUCCGUGUAAUCAUAAGAAGGUGUAAAAAAAAAAAGAUUCCUAUUCAUAGGUACGAAGCACAAUAUUAUUCGAGUUCGCCAUCCGUGUCGCCCGCGUAUCGCAUCCGUCAGUCUCCUUGAACGUAAGAAUCCAGUGGUGUGUCGACGGAUUCCAUUAGUUGGACGAUACCACGCACACCAUGUACUGGACUGUUCACAUGUAUGGUGGUCCUCGACGGGUUAACCACGCAGCCGUCGCGAUCGGCACAAGCAUUUUCACAUUUGGCGGUUACUGCAGCGGUGUAGACUACAAAAGUUUUAAGCCAAUAGACAUACACGUACUAGACACAGAGAAAUUGAAAUGGUGGAAACUGGAGCUAAAUGAUGAUCAAGAUUGCAAAUGUGUUCCGUUUCAGAGGUAUGGCCAUACAGCCGUUGCUCUUGGAUCUAAUAUUUACCUGUGGGGUGGACGUAAUGACAAUGAAGUUUGCAACACUCUGUACUGUUUCAACACAAUAACUCUAAAAUGGACAAAACCAACUGUAUAUGGAAAUGUACCAGUGCCAAGAGAUGGUCAUUCAGCAUGCAUCAUUCAAAAUUGCAUGUAUAUAUUUGGUGGAUUUCAAGAACACCCAAGUCUAUUUGCUUCAGAUCUAUAUAUGUUGAACUUUCACUCCAUGGUAUGGAGUAUAGUUAAAACAAAGGGACAUCCUCCAUCCUAUCGAGAUUUUCAUACUGCAACCGCUAUUGAUAAUAAAAUGUAUAUAUUUGGUGGCCGUGGUGAUUGGCACGCACCAAGACAAACUGAAAAAGAUAAAUAUUGUUCCAAUAUUUAUUAUUUAGAUACCUCUACAAAAAAGUGGAUACGUCCAAAAAUUCAUGGCACUAAACCUAUAGCACGGCGCAGCCAUUCUGCAUUUGUGUAUAAUGGCUUUUUAUAUAUCUUCGGUGGCUUUAACAAAAACAAGGACUUACAUUUUCAUGACAUAAAUCGAUAUGAUCCAGUUAGUUCUACUUGGAUGAAAAUAUUACCAAAGGGCACACCUCCAUGUGCUAGGAGAAGACAGAUUUGUCAAGUAGUCAAUGACAGAGUGUUUAUAUCUGGUGGUACUAGUCCGCUUUUUCCCACACCAACAAUACCUGCGAGACUGCGGGAAUACGAUCUGGGUGAUAUAAUCUAUAAUGUGGAUCUCAAGGAUCAUGAUGACCUUCAUGUUUUAGAUCUGAAGCCUAGUCUAAAAAAUAUAUGUAUGGUGAAUGUGUGGGAGAAUAUGGAAGAAAUGAAAAUUGAUAAUAUAGAUGACCUACACAUUCCGUUAUCAUUAAAACGUGAUCUGGCUGCCUUUGAUCCUUUUGAAAUUAUGGAUACAGAGAGCAACAUGAUGCAGUCUUAUGAAGAAAAUUUUCCUGUUCUUUCAUAGUAAAUGUUCAACAAAUAACCAAAAUAGAGACAGAAAAUGCACUACUCACAGUAUUUUUUAAACAUUGUUAUUUUAAAUAUAAAAUCCAACAUUUAAUAAUAGUAAAUUAUUGUUAAAACAAAUAACAAAGUAUUUAGUUUUUCAUCUAACAAAAUGCGUAUUUCUUUGACCAUGUCAUGUUUUAAUUUAUAUAAAUUUUAUAUUGUUAUUUGUUAUAGAUAUGUUAUUUAAGGUUUAGAUACUAUUUUACUAAUAUAAUAUAAUUAUUUAUUA